Messenger RNA from Chaetomium fimeti, 727 nucleotides. RefSeq lists its product as uncharacterized. The coding region runs from base 173 to 523 and encodes 116 amino acids. NCBI's taxonomy places the organism in Eukaryota, Fungi, Ascomycota, Sordariomycetes, Sordariales, Chaetomiaceae. The transcript has a single exon. The record is from RefSeq and is a predicted model, not a curated record.
GGGCGUUCGCAAUAUCCGAGCCGAUGGGCAGUGGCUGAUCCGCCGCCUCCUUGUUGAGAGAAAGUCCGGUGGAGAGACCGGUGUGACCGCCCACCACGCGGCCGUGGUGGGCGGUCAGGUCCGGUGGCAGCGACCAGGCGGACACGGGAAUGCCGGCGCAGCUGAUGGCGCGAUGACGAUGGCAUGGGCUGUUUUGGGGCUUGGGCUCGAAUACAUUGCAGGGAGGUUGUAUGUACACUACACCCUGAACACUCUUGAAGGAGGGUUCGGGCAUUGCACGCAUGCGCUUUGGGUGGUUUGGGGCUUUCAUGCAAGUCUGACGAUGCUCAUGAUAGUCUUGGCUGGCUCGGGACUGGGUCAGAGGUUACACAGGAGGACCGAGGGAGAGAAGGGAAGGGAAGCAAGGGCUCUGGCGGAGAAAUGCGAAAAUCUUGGUUUGCCAUGUCUGCCAGUCUUAUCCCGGAGGUGGUGCGUGGCCAAUGGCUAUUCAAUAGUUGCGUGCUCAUGCAUCGGAGACCACUAGUCCAAGACCAGAUCUGGAUCACCUUGGUGUCUUAAUCGAGCGGGUGGUUUGACCGGAUUUGGUUAGUAAAUUGCGUCCUGUCCACUUAACCAGCGAGCGCCGGGGGCACUGGCGCGAAUAUCCCCUGCGGCAGGCUCGAUAUGCAGCUUUGGAGAUCGUUGUCCCACGUUGCAGGUCAAUUGUGCAUAUAAGUCUUCCUUGUCU